This is a messenger RNA of Siniperca chuatsi (mandarin fish), 3757 nucleotides long. Its product is annotated as NLR family CARD domain-containing protein 3-like. The coding region runs from base 158 to 3004 and encodes 948 amino acids. NCBI's taxonomy places the organism in Eukaryota, Metazoa, Chordata, Actinopteri, Centrarchiformes, Sinipercidae. The transcript has 8 exons. The record is from RefSeq and is a predicted model, not a curated record.
AUUGCUGCCUAAGUCACAGCACUCCGCCUCCCUGCACCUUAAGACAGAACACAAACAGCUUUCCUGCCAACACUCUAGACUGAACUGGCAAAACUAGAUGAGAGGGAAGGUGACGGAACAUAACAAUACAAUAUUUAUUUAAGUAUUUCUGAAAGCCAUGAACUCCGCUCAGCAAUUGCUCUGGUCUCAGAGAGACUUGCUGCUGAACUGGACCCGUGACCACCCAGCACCCUUGCUGCGUUGGCUGCGUGAUUCUGAGGUGCUGUCAUCUGCCCACUACCUGUCUCUGCUGGAGAGGUCACCAUCCAAUGCAGUGGCCCAGGCUAUAGAGACGGUGUGUGUCACUGAGGAGAGCAGCCAAAAGUUCCUGCAGGUGCUGAGGGAGGUGCAGGAUUAUUACUGCAGGGAUCUGCAGGUCUGGGUGGAGAGACACUGCGGGAACGAGGCCAUCAGUAAGCCAGUGCCUGCACCUGUAAAUGUUGAAGAGAAGAAGCCUAAAAGCACCAUUGCUAAUCUGUUCAAAGGAAAGAGUAAGGGAUUUACCCUGACUGCUGACAUUAAAGCUAAAGAAGAACUGAAACCUAGCAGGAAUGUAAAGCUGGCCAACAUCCAAGUUCCCAUUUCUGCCCAUAAAACAACCUUACUAAAACGCACAGAGCAGUUAAAGUGUUACUCAGAAGGCGAGGGAGUGGCUUUGAACUCAGCUUCUCACAUUGAGAUCUGCUACACUGACCUUUUUGUGACCGAAGAUGAUGACUUAGUUGACAGUAGCCAACAUGAAUACUUUGACCUGGCGAGUAGACGAGCUCGCAUUUAUGUCCAUCAGGCUUGCCAGCGGAUCCGGCCGUGCCAUUUAUUGAGCCCCCAAGGAACAUCAGGACGCCCCCCCAAAAGGGUUAAAGUGAAGGGCAUUGCUGGUAUUGGAAAGAGCGUGGCAGUACAGAGACUAGUCUAUGAGUGGGCAAUUGGGAAAAAUAUGCGUGAAUUCACCUGCAUUUUUGACCUGCGCUUCAGAGAGCUCAAUCUGAUUGAAGCACCGCUGAGCUUAUUGGAGCUGCUUGGAGAACGGUUCCGGUACUUGAAGGCAGCUCUACCUGAUAUUUUCACCUCACCAAGCUCUUUGCUCUUCAUCUUAGAUGGAUUAGAUGAGUUCAAAUUCUCCUUGGACUGGAACAGUCCUGACAAAAACAUUGACGUUGGUUCAAAGGUACCAGUGUCAGAGUUGAUGGUGGCUUUAAUCAAGGGAAGCCUUCUCCCAGAGGCAUCAGUCAUUCUCACAACAAGACCAUCUACUGAAGCUCCCAAACGUUUCUUCCAGAGAUGCUGUGUGGUGCUGGGCUUUGAGGAGGACCAGGUGAAGGAAUAUACCACCAAGUUCUACAAAGACAGUAAAGUUGCUGAAAAAGUCUACGAUUACAUCUUGAACAAUGACAACCUUUUUGUGCUGUCCUUCAUCCCUCUUUAUUGCUACAUCAUCUGUACCGCCAUGGCUGAGUUCUUUUCUUCAGGAAAUCAAGAUGUUGCCGACUCAAAGUCUCUGGAGCUAAACCCGCCCAGAACAGUCAGCGAGGUUUACUUCUGCUACCUGUUUACAGCAGUCAAGCACCAUGCGCUAAGGGGGAGUGCAGAGAGAAGCACCCCAAGAUCUGAGGUUCUCUCACUAGCAAAGCAACAACUGACAAACCUGGGAAAACUGGCUUAUGAAAACCUUCUACAGAAAAAGAUCAUGUUCGACAGAGCAGAUUUGGAGAACUAUGGUGUUACACCUGCUGAUCUUCAGAGCACCUUUCUCUGUCACAUCCUCCAACCACUCAAAGAGGAAACAGUGGAGAUGUUUUCCUUCUUCCACCUGACUGUUCAAGAGCAUCUGGCUGCCCUCUACUGCGCAAUCAAUCUCUUUAGCCAGGAGGACAUAAUCAAAGCUCUGGACCUCUGGUGCUUUGGGCUACGUCCACCAUCCUCCACAGCUGCACCCCUGCAAAGCACAGACCUCAACCUGGACAAACUGGAGAGCCUCCAGAUGUUCACACGCUUCUUCAUGGGAAUGCUCCGAGCUCGGCUGGCAGGUCAGUUGGAUGGCCUUGUUCUUUCACCCAUGGAGCAAGGGGAUGGCAUCCCCGCUAGGCUGGGCUUGUGGUUCCAAGACCAGUUUAAGGGCAGGAAGCUUGAGAACCAGACAGCCCUGAAUUUUCUCCACUGCCUGAUGGAGUUCCACAUGAAGGAAGCCACCAGCAUGGUAGCACCAGAGAUCAGAAUACUCAACCUGUUUAAAAUGAAGCUGAGUGUUGUGGACUGUGCAGCCAUGCACUAUGUGCUGCAGUUCUCUCCACACAAGCUGAAGGAGCUCAACUUGGGCUACUCCAACAUUGGAAACAGAGGACUAAACAGACUGGGGCCAAUCCUACAUCGCUGUGAAUCUCUCUAUUUGAGAUACAACUGCCUGGAUAGGCAAGCAGCUAUUUUAGAAUCUGAAGUUCUGAAAUCAAAUGAGUGCCGAGUGAAAAAGCUGUUUAUGUGUGGCAAUAACCUGGGUCCAGAGGGGGUUUUGGAGCUCUGGAACGCUCUGGAGCACAACACCACUGUGGAGGAACUCUAUCUAGACAUCACCGGCAUUACAGAAAGAGGAACAGAAAACAUCGUCAACUGCCUCAGCAAAAACACCUCUCUGAAGACACUGACCAUUGUUGGGAAUGACAUCGGAGAGGUGGGGAGGAGAAGGCUGAGGGAGCUGGAGCAACGUCGACCAGGACUCCGGAUUAUUGCAAAUUUUGUGGAUGACCCUGGAUUACUUCAGGCCUACCUGGACUGGGUGGAGGAGAUCCAGGUAGACAGAGACCAGAUGGAUUCAGUGAAGAAUGCAGAUGCCCUGCAGUCGGUGCUGAAGGGGCUCCAGAUGGAAGGAGAACAUGUGGAGAAAGGAGAGAAUGCAGAGAAAGCCAAGGAGCUCCAGACAAAGAUUGUACAGUUGCUGAAGUCUUCUACAGAUCUGAUUGGAGGAAGAUAAGGAAGGGUAGAGCUCCAUCUGAAGAGGCAGAUGCUUUCAUAGCAUCCACCAACAUUCUGACUUCAAUCUGUAAUCCUGUAGACCCAAACCUACUUCAACAAAUUUUCUGUGCAUUGCUUACAAACAUGAUUUUGAACUAACGUUUCAGAAGUCUGUUACGUUUUGUUAGUGGUCUCAUAGAGCCCAGCUUCUGCACUUACUGUACACCCCUCUGGCUCCAAGCUCUUGACAUGAAUCAUUAGACACAAUUUGUACUUUACUGCAAAACAAUUCUUCUGCUGGUUUAUUAAGUAUAUGUGGCUUAUCUCAGCUAUAAAACAUAAUUAAAUACAAUAGAUUUUUAUAUUCUCUAUGUCUGUGAUAGGUGUUGAGAGUACUUUGUACACAGUACUACACCUCCCAAAUAAGUCUAUUUAGAUUUUUUAAUUUUUAAUUUUUUUAAUAGUUUGUUAAUAAGAGAUCAAACAGGGAGUUAGAGUCUGGGGUUGAGACUGAAUAAUAAUGCAAUUUAGGAGAAGAAUUCAUUUGUGUCAGUGGAAGUCUACAAUUCAGUUUUUAUAUUCUCUAAUGUAAAUUUUCAUGCUGUCUCGAUUAAGAGAUUUGAUCAUUUGAUGGUAAAUCACAAAGUUACUAAACUUUUUGAUUAUCUGUUCAUUAAAUAAAGGAAAGCUCUUUAGCCACCAUGUUGUUUUCAUAACUUUCAUAACUACAGGUUUUUACAUGAUCAUGUUAAAUAAAAACUGGGUAGCUCUG